This is a messenger RNA of Protobothrops mucrosquamatus (brown spotted pit viper), 1484 nucleotides long. It is a transcript of the gene SLC66A3, whose product is annotated as solute carrier family 66 member 3. Lineage: Eukaryota; Metazoa; Chordata; Lepidosauria; Squamata; Viperidae. The transcript has 7 exons. The record is from RefSeq and is a predicted model, not a curated record. The coding region runs from base 6 to 617 and encodes 203 amino acids.
AAGCGAUGGAUCCGGGCCGGCUCUUGCUGGAGGCGGCGAACUGGAGCACCAUCGCGGCGUGCCUGGUGCUCAAGUUGCCCCAGGGAGCCGCCUUGGUGGCCGCCAGAUCCGCCCGAGGAGUCAGCCUGGAAAGUUUAUUGCUGGAGCUCGGCGGUUUCCUUGUUUGCUUGAGAUACAUGAGUUACUACCGUUAUCCUCAACUAACAUAUGUAGAAUAUCCCAUCAUGAUUGUGCAAGAUAUCAUUCUUUGCCUGCUUGUUCUGCAUUUCAAUGGCAAAAUGAAGCAUGCUUUGCCUUACACUGUCAUAUUUGUAGCAGGAUGGUAUGCUAUAACUCUGCAAGAAUGGAUAUUGGACUUGAGUAUGAUCUUGAGCACAGUGGUCAGUGCAGCAAGUAAACUUGCUCAGCUCCGGUGUCUUUGGCAGACGAGAGAUUCUGAACAAGUGAGUGCCACAACUUGGGGAUUAGCCACAUACACCUGUGCAGCAAGAAUAUUUACAACGUUGAUGACUACAAAGGAUUCUACAGUUCUGAUCCGUUUUGUAGUCAUGAUGGCUCUUAAUGUUUGGGUCAUCGCUACUAUAUUGGAAUACCGAAAGGCUAAGAAGCAAGAUUAAGAUGCAGAUCCUGCUCCUUUUUAAAUGACAUGGAUUAAAAUGAGACAUUCCAUUAAAUGAGAGCUAAUGUUUACAUACUGUACAUGUACCUAACAUUCAGUGCCCACACUUCAGUUACAUUGUGAUGGUUAUACUUAUUGUUUUUUUUUAAAAAAAUAAUUAGAUGAAUGAAGUCUUUCAUUUUAUAUGAGCAGAUUGCAUAACAGACUUCUACAACUGGUUGAGUCUUAUUUGUUGGUUAUCUCCAUGGACAGUCCUACCCUUCUAGUGUGUACACACACCUCAGUAGGACCAACAAUAGUUCAAGCCAACAAAAAACUAAUGUUUUAUAUUGAAUUGCUGGUUUUUCAGAACUGCGUUUCUGGCAACUCUUAAAGGUGAAAUUUAUCUUCUAAAGAUAAAUUAGCCUAUAUGAGGAAAUCUUUCUCUGAUUUCCUCAUGCUAAAUUAAAUGGCCCUCUAAAAGUGUAAAUCUUCAUCUUAAAAAAGAACUGUGUAUUUUAUUUAGUUAAGGUUAUUUCAAAACAGCUUCAGUUACCAAAAAAAAAAAGUUCUUGUAUUUCAGUUCCUGCACUUUAAAUAUGUUAAACUUGAUACUCUGUUUGGGUUUAUGUGUCAGUCUAUAUUUUUUUUUGAACCAAAUUUGUAUCCUACUAUUUUGAGUAGCUGUUAGCUGUAACAAUGCUAACAUUAUACCUUUGGUUCCAAAUAUAAACAAAUACUUAAAGAAACUUAAAGAACAUCAACAAUAUUUCAACAAUUCUGUGAACUUGGUUUAGUGACCCACUAGGUUUCAAGAAGUAUAAAUGUAUCAUUAGUGCUUAAUUUUGAAAGUUAUUUCAGCAAUAAAGAAUGGCAUUUCAAAAAA